This is a messenger RNA of Closterium sp. NIES-65, 804 nucleotides long. Lineage: Eukaryota; Viridiplantae; Streptophyta; Zygnematophyceae; Desmidiales; Closteriaceae. The record is from the annotation of a GenBank genome assembly.
AUGGGCGCCUAUCUCUAUGGGCGCCUAUCUCUAUGGGUGCCUAUCUCUUUGGGCGCCUAUCUCUAUGGGCGCCUAUCUCUAGGGGCGCCUAUCUUUAUGGGCGCCUAUCUCUAUGGGCGCCUAUCUCUAUGGGCGCCUAUCUCUAGGGGCGCCUAUCUCUAUGGGCGCCUAUCUUUAGCGGCGCCUAUCUCUAGGGGCGCUUAUCUCUAUGUGCACCUUUCUCUAUGGGCGCCUCUCUUUAGGGGCGCCAAUCUCCAGAGGCGCCUAUCUCUUUGGGCGCCAAUCUCUAUGGGCGCCUAUCUCUAUGGGCGCCUAUCUCUAGUGGCGCCUAUCUCUAUGGGCGCCCAUCUCUAUGGGCGCAUAUCUCUAUGGGCGCCUUUCUCUACGGGCGCCUAUCUCUAUGGGCGCCUAUCUCUAGGGGCGCCUAUCUCUAGUGGUGCCUAUCUCUAUGGGCGCCUAUCUCUAGGGGCGCCUAUCUCUAUGGGCGCCUUUCUCUUUGGGCGCCUAUCUCUAUGGGCGCCUAUCUCUAUGGUGGCGCCUAUCUCUAUGGGCGCCUAUCUCUAUGGGCGCCUAUCUCUAUGGGCGCCUACCUCUAGGGGCGCCUAUCUCUAUGGGCGUCUAUCUCUAUGGGCGCCUAUCUCUAUGGGCGCCUAUCUCUAUGGGCGCCUAUCUCUAUGGGCGCCUAUCUCUAUGGGCGCCUAUCUCUAUGGGCGCCUAUCUCUAGGGGCGCCUAUCUCUAUGGGCGCCUAUCUCUAUGGGCGCCUAUCUCUAGGGGCGCCUACCUCUAGGGGCACCUAUCUCUAG